GCUGGUGCUGCUCUGGGGGCUGCUGGCCCGCGGCGCCCGGGGCUGCCUGCAGUGCGACCGCUCGGCGCGGGAGGCCCUGGACCGGCUGCGCGCCGCGCUGCUCCCCGCCCGCUUCCACCGGGAGCGGCUGCGGGCGCGCGCCCAGGCCCUGCUGCUGGGCAUGGAGGGGCCUUUCUUCCGGGACUACGCGCUCAACGCGUUUGUGGGCAAAGUGGGAAUCGAUCAGCUGGAACUUGUGGCGGCCUUUGUCAAGAAUCAAACAGGCAACUUAAGGUCGAGUUCUCUGAGAGACGGGCCUCUGCUGGAAGAACUGGUGGCUGUUAGGGAGAGGGUGAUCAAGGAACUGAAGAAAGCCUUAAGAUCUUAUGAAAUAAAAGCCUGCGAUCGCAAAAUUUGCCGCUUGCUAAAAGAAGAGGUCUUGGACUGUUUACACUGCCAGAAGAUCAGUCCCAAAUGUAUCAAAGAAAAAUACUGUUUCGUCGACGGGCAGCCCCGCAUGGACCUGCAGUACCAGAAGGCGAGUGGGUACCCGUGGAAUCAGGCCCUGUUCGGCAUCAUCAUUUCCGUGUGUCUGGCUGUCUUCCUCUUCGGGGUCAUCGUGGCUUCGCGCAUUUCCCUGGAGGCAACAGACGCUGGUCGCCUUGGCAACGGUGCUCCUGGCACGCAAGACGUCAGCGGCACCUGCGCGCUGGCCGGGGACGGGGCUACUGCAGACGAUCCAGCUGCCAAGCCGAGUUUGAAGUACGUACCAGGACUUACAGUGCCGAGACAGCUAGCGCGCAGGCGCAUUCCGCGGCCCGCCGGAGGGAGGGAAGGACUGGCCGCCCUGCGCCACCCGUGGGGGCGCACAGCUCUGCAGACUCAGGCCUGGUCCUUUCUCCUGGAGGUGUGUGAGGACCCAGCAAUGGCCACCAGGACCCUGACAGCCAAGGACCAGGAAUCAGUGACCUUCAAGGACGUGGCUGUGGACUUCACCCUGGAGGAGUGGGGCUGGCUGGGGCCUGGCCAGAGGGAGCUGUAUCGGGACGUGAUGCUGGAAAACUACCAGAACCUUCUCUGGCUGGGUGAGGCCCCGCCCCUGCCUUCCCAGGAGGAGGCAUGA
This is a messenger RNA of Ceratotherium simum simum (southern white rhinoceros), 1102 nucleotides long. RefSeq names its product IZUMO family member 2 (gene IZUMO2). NCBI's taxonomy places the organism in Eukaryota, Metazoa, Chordata, Mammalia, Perissodactyla, Rhinocerotidae. The record is from RefSeq and is a predicted model, not a curated record.